This is a messenger RNA of Mucor mucedo, 2157 nucleotides long. Its product is annotated as ABC transporter transmembrane region 2-domain-containing protein. The record is from RefSeq and is a predicted model, not a curated record. Bases 1 to 2157 code for a protein of 718 amino acids. Lineage: Eukaryota; Fungi; Mucoromycota; Mucoromycetes; Mucorales; Mucoraceae. The transcript is spliced from 7 exons. Gene Ontology annotation, cellular component: peroxisomal membrane. Gene Ontology annotation, molecular function: long-chain fatty acid transmembrane transporter activity; ABC-type transporter activity; ATP binding. Gene Ontology annotation, biological process: long-chain fatty acid import into peroxisome; very long-chain fatty acid catabolic process; fatty acid beta-oxidation.
AUGCACACUUUUUCUAAACCAUUGGAAUAUUCCUGGUUUAGACAAAAUAAGCUGGCUAGCACCAGUUUGUUUGCAGCUGUGAUCAUUGGAUUGUAUCAGGCCAAACAACAAAUUCAAAGGACUGCGACAGAAGCCAACAAAAAUAAGAAGCCAGCCAAUCUUUCUUCCUUCUUUCCCAUUAUUGAUUUUAAUCAGAAAGUCGGCGUCAAUAAAGAAUUCAGACGUCAACUUACCUCCAUUGCUGCCAUCUUAUUUCCUAGUUGGCAUACAAAGGAAGCAGGUUUACUGAUCCUCCAUUCCAUCUUUUUGAUCCUCAGAACUUAUCUUUCCGUUGUCGUCGCUCGAUUAGAUGGUCGCAUCGUGAGAGAUCUUGUCAAUGGUCAUGGAAAGAGUUUCUUGACUGGUCUUGCCUACUGGUUUGCCAUUGCUGUACCUGCAACCUACACAAACAGUAUGAUCCGUUAUUUACAAUCCAAGUUAUCUAUCGGAUUCCGAACUCGUUUGACCGAUUAUUUACAUAAAUUAUAUCUCGAUGACCAAAAGACUUUUUACAAGGCGAUUAAUCUCGACAGUCGUAUCCAAGGCGCUGACCAAUUUAUUACAACGGAUGUAGCUAAAUUUUGCGAGACAUUAGCGUCGCUCUAUUCGAACCUGGCUAAACCGAUUCUGGAUACGGUGAUUUUCAAUUACCAACUGACGAAAUCGAUUGGUUUAGUGGGUAUGGUAGGACUCACGAUCAAUUACUUUGUCACAGCCAAAUUAUUGCGUGCGGUGACUCCACCCUUUGGUAAAUUAGCUGCGUUGGAAGCCAAAUUGGAAGGUGAUUUCCGUGCAGCCCAUACCCGCUUGAUUACGAACGCUGAAGAAAUUGCUUUUUAUAACGGUGCGGAACUCGAGCAUUCGAUCUUGAAUAAGACUUACAUGAAACUUAUCAAGCACAUUAACUCAAUUUACAAGAUCCGUAUCACCUACAAUAUGUUUGAGGAUUUCUUGAUCAAGUACGCUUGGGGAGCCUUUGGUUUGAUUAUGUGUGCUAUUCCCGUAUUCACACCUCACUUGGUGGGUCAACAACAACAAGAAGCAACAACAAUGAGUGCUGCUGCUGUUGUGGAUGUAGAUGAGAAUGCAAAGAUUGGAUCCCGAACAAAGGGCUUUAUCACCAACAAACGAUUGAUGAUGUCUUUAGCUGAUGCCGGUGGACGUAUGAUGUAUUCAUAUAAGGAGUUGGCUGAAUUAGCAGGUUAUACAUCCCGUGUCUACAACCUUCUGUCUGUCCUUCACGCCCUUCAUGACAAUAAAUUCGACGGUCCCACCGAAAAGAAAGCUUAUACCCUGACCAACAUCCAUGGUCAAAUCAGUUUUGAUGGCGAGAAUGGUAUCACCUUUGAAAAUGUGCCCAUUGUUACCCCUGCUCCUGGUAAAGACCGUGUAGGUGAAGUACUUGUCAAGAAUCUCAAUGUUCAGGUCCGUAAGGGAGAACAUUUGUUGGUGACAGGUCCUAAUGGUGUUGGAAAAACUGCAGUUGCACGUGUCAUUGCCUCAUUAUGGCCCGUCUUUGAGGGUAAAUUGACUAGACCUACAGAUCGUGAUAUCUUUUAUAUUCCCCAACGUCCUUAUUUAAGUCUUGGUACAUUAAGAGAUCAGGUAAUCUAUCCUCACACAAAGGAAGACAUGAUCAAGGCAGGUCGCACAGAAGCCGAAUUGAUGAGCAUUUUAGAAAUUGUUCAUUUGGCCUAUAUUCCUGAUAGAGAAGGAGGAUGGGAAACCGAAAAGGAAUGGAAGGAUGUGUUUUCUGGAGGAGAGAAGCAAAGGAUUGGAAUGGCACGUUUGUUCUAUCAUCAUCCCAAGUUUGCUGUCCUGGAUGAAUGUACCAGUGCUGUUUCUACGGAUGUGGAAGGAUUAAUGUACUCGCAUGCGAAAGAUAUGGGCAUCACACUCUUGACUAUUUCUCAUCGUCCUGCGUUAUUCAAAUACCAUCGAUUCUUAUUACGCCUGACGGGUAACCAUGGUGAAUGGGAAUGGGAAACUAUUGGUACGAAAGAACAAUUACAAUCGGUAGAGAAGGAACUUUUAUCUUUGAAGGCAAAGUUACAAGAAGUGGAUGCCUUGAAAAAGAGAUUGGCUGCCAUUGAUGGAGAGCUUACCUUGAAAAUCUAA